CUUUAGCAAGCGCCUCAGAGGGGUAUUAGUACCGCCUCGAUUCCUAACUUCUCCCUUCAGUCUCAAGAUCGGACUUCCCCUCUCAACUGCCCCCUUUCAAAUGUGUCCAGUUCCUGUUCCACCAUGAAACACCGACAGCAGACACUCGCCAAAACGGCAAAGCCAAUUCGGCGGCGAAGAGAUCGUGCUCACCAUCCUUGUCCCGUUGAUCUCCCUGAACCUAGCUUUUUCCCGCCCCGACGAUGUUCCUUACUUUCGCUGAGAAAAUCGCCUCGACACAUCCGACCUAGCAUCCAGGACGUCCAACGUAAUGGCCUACCUCUUUGUGAGGUCGCUUUGUUUCAAAAUGCAGCUAUUCCGAGUCCUUUGGCUGCGAAGCCAGAGAGAGAUACUCAUCUCCAGUUAAAGGUUGCUUCGCGCACUUCAUCUCUCAGAUCACCCGCCGCGUCAGCACGUUCAAUCCGGUCGAGGUCUACUAAAGCCAGUCUCAAGGAUACCUAUGAAGCCCGCACGUGGCGUAACAGGCUGAGGCGACAUUCGAAGUCACCAAGAUUACAUGAGCCAACUCCAUGCUGCACAUCAUGCUUCAUCAAAGAGACUCCAAUGUGGCGAGAAGGCCCUUUCGGGUCUCAUACUCUCUGCAACGUCUGCGGUCUUCUCUAUGCCAAACGCGAAGCUCGAAGCCGAUCAUUUCGUCGUCAAAGAGACAUCGCGCGAAUGUCGCAAUAUUCUUAAAUCUUGAACCGUGUUCAUGUUCCCGCCAUGCAUGAGCAUGAGUUUAGCACGGCUUAAACUUUUUUUCUAACGUCAAGUGUGAUAUCUUUUUAAUGUUUCGUUUUCUUCAACUUGAUCUCGACGUUAUACAUGCCACCGGGAUCUGUGAGUGAUGAGGCAUGGUUUCUAUACCCCGGCGCAGGAUUGGGAAGGCAUUUUGUGAGACUCGGCUGGCUACUGAAGUUUUGUGUCAAAAUGGCGUUCUCGGUUAUUUGUUAUCAUAUUGGAUUUAGCGCAGAUACCUCAGUCACAGUUAUGAAUUGGAAUUGAACUUUUAUUCGUACAACAUCUACAGCCGACUUGGAUCAAACGAAUGGCGGUCGGAAAACUGC
Molecule: messenger RNA, 1106 nt
Organism: Fusarium odoratissimum NRRL 54006
Lineage: Eukaryota; Fungi; Ascomycota; Sordariomycetes; Hypocreales; Nectriaceae
Exons: 3
Coding region: 124-735 (203 amino acids)
Biological process (GO): regulation of DNA-templated transcription
Molecular function (GO): zinc ion binding; sequence-specific DNA binding
Source: RefSeq, a predicted model, not a curated record